GAGCAGCCACACCUCUGCAUGGUAUUCAGAGAUCAUGGAGGCCAUCCUUGAGGUCUUCCUGUUGUUUUCCUUCUUCUUGUCCACUGUUAAAGGGCAAACACUAGGGAAAUACUAACAUUGGAAACAGAGAUGGUGAUGUUGAAGUUUAUUAUAAUGGAGACUGGAAGUUCAUUUGUUAUGAUUUUGAUGCUAAUGAUGCUACUUAUAGUUACGUUCCUGAUGUGGUCUGUCAUCAGUUAGGCUAUACUGGUGGUGUAGUUCAGCCUCAGUUUGGCAGUAGACAUGAUCGUCAAAUUGGGUUUUAUGAUAUGUCCUGCAAGAAGGAUUAUUUAGUCAUACUCCAGUGCAGCUUUAAAACUGAUAAUGUGCCUGCUAAUUGUAAUAAUGGCCGUAAUGUUUGGGUAACGUGUUAUUAUACUAGAAUGUGGGACAGAACACCAUAUACUGGAAUGGUACGCCUAGUGAACAGUAGUUAUAUAAGUCAAGGUAUAGUUGAAGUCUACUGUCAUGGAAAGUGGGGAGUGGUUUGCAAUAAAACUAACUCUGAAAGUUUUGCUCUUACUGUGUGCAAACAGCUAGGGUACAAUUUAGUCUCUAGUUAUGACUAUAAUACAACUUUCUCAAGUGAACUUUUUCCAUCAAUGCAAGAUGCAAAUUGUGACAAGAAGUGCAUAAAAGAUUGUGCAAGUUGUGAUGAGAAUAUUGACUCAUGUGGUCAUGGUAUUUUAAAUGUGUCUUGCAAAUAUGAAGGUACUGCUUCAAAUCAUGGCAAUAAAAUAGAAGCCUGUUCCCCUAUAAAUUUAUAUCCUGGUCAACUUGCAGUGACUGCACUGGUUUUGAUCCUUACCCUUUAUCUUUAUUUUAUUACUCGUGUCUGCAUUAGAAUUAUCACCAUGUGCUGUAGAAGGAGAAGAGGGCAACCACUUCUUGAAGAAAACCUAAAUAAUCAAGACAACAAUAGGAUUAAUAGGUGUAGGGCGAGGUGCAGUGUUAUUUGUGAUAUUUUGUGCUGUAACUAAAUAACUACUUAAUAAGUAGAAGUUCAACAGACUUUUUUGUAUUUUUUAUGCUGCUAAAAUUAAUUUAAAAUACAGAACACGUGGUUAAAAGAUA
Messenger RNA from Amphimedon queenslandica, 1113 nucleotides. Its product is annotated as neurotrypsin-like. Bases 309 to 1019 code for a protein of 236 amino acids. NCBI's taxonomy places the organism in Eukaryota, Metazoa, Porifera, Demospongiae, Haplosclerida, Niphatidae. Gene Ontology annotation, cellular component: membrane. The record is from RefSeq and is a predicted model, not a curated record. The transcript has 7 exons.